This is a messenger RNA of Drosophila ananassae, 829 nucleotides long. RefSeq names its product nuclear envelope phosphatase-regulatory subunit 1 homolog (gene Cnep1r2). NCBI's taxonomy places the organism in Eukaryota, Metazoa, Arthropoda, Insecta, Diptera, Drosophilidae. The record is from RefSeq and is a predicted model, not a curated record. The transcript has 4 exons. Bases 163 to 558 code for a protein of 131 amino acids. Gene Ontology annotation, cellular component: Nem1-Spo7 phosphatase complex; cytoplasm.
UACACCUGCCGCAGUGUUGGCAAACGGGGAAAAUCAUCAAAAACAUAAAAACAGGAAAAACUAUGAAAAUCCCAUCAAAAUCUUGGCAAAUACGCAAAACUAUAUAAGCUGGACAAAUUUAAACACAUAAAAGCCGCCACGAGCAUCGAGGAAAUAGCUGCAAUGGAACCAUCCGCUUGUGAAGAUCUUAAGGCAUUCGAGCGGCGCCUCACUGAAGUGGUUUCAUCGUACCGGCCAUCAACGUUCCGCUGGCGCACAUCUCUUUUAGUUGUCCUCUCCGCCAUGUCGAUGUGCACGGCCAUUAGCGCCUGGUACUGGCUACGCGACCCGCGCACUGUCUCCGUCCCGCUUACGGAGUCCCUAUGGAUUCAUCCCGUGUUCACAAUCGCCACCCUGACUCUGAUCGUGCUCUUCAUCCUGGGCAUACAAAAACUGGUGAUAGCUCCGCAAAUUAUCACAUCCCGAACGCGGACAGUGCUCGGGGACUUCAACAUGAGCUGCGAUGACACGGGGAAGCUGAUACUGAAGCCACGCCAAAGCAAUAACAACAGCACCUGAGCCACUCGCUUCCAAUGACAAUCAAUUAGUUAAUUUCUUUACUAUCACUUACCCUUUCCUUUUCGACCCUAUCUUAUGUUAUACCGGAUACCCUAGAUUUGUAAACGAAAUUAUUGAAUGUGCCCCUUCUUCACUCUUUUAAUUUUUAAUUAUAGAAGCUCCAUUGUACAAACAAAAAAAAAUGAGAAAAAAACAUUGUUAAGAUUUAAUGUGUUUCGUUAUGGCGUUACCCAUCGCUGCCAAAUACAACAAGCAACAUUUAAAAACUUAA